Acanthochromis polyacanthus (spiny chromis) is the source of this 8013-nucleotide messenger RNA. It is a transcript of the gene sacs2, whose product is annotated as sacsin. Bases 80 to 7282 code for a protein of 2400 amino acids. The record is from RefSeq and is a predicted model, not a curated record. The transcript has a single exon. Lineage: Eukaryota; Metazoa; Chordata; Actinopteri; Pomacentridae.
ACAAUGUUGUUCCUCUUCCAGUGGGGUUGAGAAAUAGCUUCAAACAAGCUGGCCUUGAAAAGGUGCUACAAAACAGGACAUGGAACUGGGUGAAGUUUUAUCAAGAAGCAGUGUUCAAAACCUCAAUACCAUGGAUGCUAAGACGAGAGAUACUCUUGUGCUGCACGCCAUUGAUCUUCAUAUCAAAGAACUUGACACUCUGCUGGUCUGCUAUCCAUGCAUACCCACAACAGACGGACAGCUGCAGGAUGUCAAGAAACUUGUGAAUCCAUCAGGGAGAGCAGCCUGUCUUUUUGAACCAGAAGAGGGACGCUUGCUUGGUGGUACUAAAAUGGACUUUCGUUCACCGGAAAGGAUCAAACGCUUGUUGGAGCUUGGAAUGGCCAGUGAUCAUCUUCCAUUGGAAGACAUUACAGAGAGAGCAGCCACAGUGAGUCAGACUUGGAGUGUUGACAAAAAGAAAGCUUAUGUGCGUUUAAAGUGCCUUCUUGAACUUAUGAAGGAUCACAUGUACCAUGAAGACUCUGUUCACUGGGACACACUGAGGGUGACUGCAUUUCUCCCAGCAUUUUCCCCUGGAGACACAAAAAUGAAAGGGAGUUUAACACUUAAAAGGCCCAUUGAUGUUUUCAGUGACAUUUGCUCCCUACUUGUCAACAUGACACAACCCGUGCUGGAUCGUACCAAUCUGAACAUACACAACACUGAUCCAGUCCUAAAAACUUUGGGAGUUCGCAGCAGCCCAGAGCCACAGACAGUGCUUCAACAGCUGCAAAAAGCAUGCAAGAAAUCAAAAUCAAUGGAUGCAUCUGCGCUUCACAAAAUGGCAUGUGAGUGCUACAAGUUUCUGAAUCAGUGGAUAAAUGACAAUGGGAAUGCCAGCUUCAUUUCGCAGUCAGCGAAUUCAUUCCCAUUUAUCCUUGUUGGCAGUACAUUUGUAAAUGUCAACUGUGUAGCUGAAAAUGAAGAAUUUGAAGCAAAGCCCUAUCUCCAUGUACUUCCAUCUGCCUUCUCUAGUUUCAGGGAUCUCUGGGAAAGUGUAGGUGUUCAAAAGAAAUUUACAGUUAAUCAGUUUUUAACUGUGCUCCAAGAGCUGCAUUCUCAACAUGGAAACAAGCCCCUGCCAAAGAGGGAUCUAUCAAUUUGCCACACAAUAUUAACCAAAGGGAUAUAUGAGACCAAAGAGAAAACAUCAGGAGAUUGUCUGAUACCCAAUCAGCAUGGGUUUCUACAACCUGCAAGUGAGUUAAUGUACAAUGACAGCCCAUGGAUGCCAGUCGCAUCAAAUGUCACAUUAUGUCAUGAGGAUAUCUCCCGUGCUAUGGCUCGUCACUUUGGAAUCGAAACAACCAGGCAUCAUACUCUGGAACACUGCAUCAAUGACAACCUGUCACCAUAUACUUUCCAUUUUGAACAGCAGGAACAACUAACUGUUCGAAUUAAAAACAUAAUUUCAGCUUAUCCAUCAAAGAAGGACAUUCUUAAAGAGCUAAUUCAAAAUGCCGAUGAUGCAGAGGCGACAGAGAUCCACUUCAUUUGGGACAAACGACAGCAUGGCAGAGAAAAGACAUUUGGGAAGAGAUGGAACAAUCUGCAGGGUCCAGCUCUGUGUGUGUUCAACAACAAAGUGUUUUCUGAUGCUGACCUGCGUGGCAUUCAGCAGCUGGGUGAAGGAGGAAAGCACGACUCCCCAGGGAAGAUAGGAAAAUAUGGAGUUGGUUUCAACUCUGUUUACCAUCUGACUGACUGCCCUUCGAUCCUAACUGGAGAUGAAAGACUUUGCAUUUUUGAUCCCAAUCAGAAAUACAUUGAGAAACAUUCAGACAAACCACGGUAUGGCAUUGGCUAUAACCUUGCUGACAAAUUCAAGGAAAUGUGCAUCGAUGUCUACAAGUCUUAUCUCCCAGACAGGUUUUGUCUCAAAAAGGGCACCAUGUUCCGAUUACCUCUGAGGAUGGGUACCAAUGCAAACAGCUCCAAAAUAUCGACACAAGAAGUCACUGACGAUGACAUGAGAGAACUGUGCUCUGCCCUGUCUGAAGACCCUGAGGGACUCAUUCUGUUUCUGAAAAACAUCUGCAAAAUUGAAGUCCAUGAAAUCAAUGAACGUUCAGGAAAACUUGAAACCAUCUUUGUGGUUGAAAAGAGUCUGGCAGAGACGAGCAGAGAAGAAAAAGAGACAUUUACAAAGCAACUUCAAAGUGCACUACAGUCUGGCACACCAGCAACACCACAGAAGGUUUUUUAUGAAACCUUGAUUUCCUCCUCUGACAAGAUACAAAGUAAAUGGAUCAUUGCAGAGCAGUUUGGCUCAUUCAAAGACAGUGUUGAAAUGAAACUCUCAGACAAACUUCCCCAAGCAGCAAUAGCUGCAUGUAUGAGCGCAAAAACCUCACGCUCAUUACCAGAAAGGUACAUGGAUUUUAAAGGAGCAGCCUUUUGUUCACUUCCCUUGCCAGGGUUGCCAGGAAGAACUGGACUACCUGUACAUAUCAAUGGAAACUUUGAGGUAGAUUCAGCUAGGAGAGGCCUUUGGAGGGAAGAUGGCCAAAGUGUGAAAGCAAACUGGAAUGAGUCUUUGAAACAGAACAUCAUUGCGCCACUCUAUGCAGAUCUCCUACAUCACAUCAGCCGUUGCACUGCAGUCAAGAAAGUGCGUUUUGCAAAUCUCCAAUCUUGUUUCAGUCUGUACUUGCGUUUUUGGCCAGUUGUGACAGAAGAUGUUGGUCCAGAGUGGCACGAAAUGAUACACGAGGUAUAUAGAUCAGUUAAAGACAAAUGCCUUGAUGUGAUCCCAGUGUUGAGGACAUCAACAUGUGAAACUGCAGGACAAAAAAUCAAAGAAUUCUCUUUUGACUGGUGUAACGUUAGUGAGUCCGAAUCAACUGAGGCACCUUACCUGACACACUCAGAAAAUGACAAGAUUAAUUCCAUUCUGGAAGAUCUUGGAAUGAAACUGGUUCCUUUUUCCACAGUCAUGUUCAAGAUUUGGAAUAGUUUCAAGUCUGCUGGCAUCGAAGUGAAAGAUGUCAGUGCCAGCAGUGUGCGAGCUUUCCUAAGAGACAAACCACUGAAUGAUCCAAUCCAAACAGAUGAGGAUUUACCAUUGCCUAUAGCUGCUACUCUGAUCAGAAAUGGAACAAGAUGUACUGAGCUCUUGAGUUUUUGCUUAAAAGAUUCGAGUUUGCAAAAGGACACUCAGGACAAUUCCAGUUCAUUCAAUGGGCUUCCACUCCUUCUCACAAGAGAUGAAGUUUUGAGAGUGUUUAACUCUCAAUCUCCCAAAUGGAUAUCAAGAUAUGAAGGUCUUUUCGUUGGCUACGAGGACCAAUUUGCAGACUGCAAGACAAACUACAAAUACAUUGAACUUUUAGGAACUUUUAACCUUGUCAAAACGUUGACAGUUCCCUGCGCAGCGAAAUAUUUGAAGCCGUUGAUCCAGCAACUUCUUCAGACCUGUGACACUGAUCCAAACAGUGGUCUUCAUAUCCCAAAUGAGAAAAUGCUGAAGUGGCUGAAAUUGCUUUGGAGGUUCUUAACGAAUCAAAUCCAGCCUGCAGUGUUUGGUGAUGGUGAGCAAAGUCUGACAUUAAGCCAUGUGAGGGACCUGUUCAGUGACUGCUACAUUGUACCUGUUGUGUGUCCAAGGCUGAACAACAAGCACCUGCUGCAAACAAUGAAGGGCUUGUCUAACGUGAUUCAGACUACCCUAGAAAAAGACAUGUCAAGCAUUCUUCUAAAACUUGGUUUUAUGAAGCUUGAUAUCGUCUUCUUCUCUGACAUAGACCCACUGGCGCCUUCACCUCUAAACCCAGAACUCUUGGAUGUGAGAGACAAAAGCUCAGUGUUGGACCAGGUCUACCAUCUGAACCACUCAGAGUUUUCCAAGCUUUCAGGUGAAGAAAUGAGUAAGUUUCAGAACUUCCUGCAGUCUGGAGUAUCCAACUCCGAAGACAGUCAAGAGUACAAGAGGAAGCUGAAAUCCUUACCGAUAUUUGAAACGACACACGGUGGCCGAGUAGGGAUUGAUGGAUUGAAACAGGUGUUUGUGCUCAACUGCACAUAUUCAGGGACAUUUCCAGAUCUGUUUACCUUGCCUGACAGCAACAGUAUUUUUCUCAGCAACAACCCAGAGAACCUCACUUUGUCACAAAUGCUGAAAAUUCCAAUUCUGAAUGAUCUGGAGUAUUUCAUGAAGUUCAUUCUGCCCGCUGUACACAAACUAACAGAAAGGCAGAUUAUUCACUGUCUCAAACUGGUGCUGUCACUACAACAUCAAUGCAAUUUUUCUAAGUUCAGGGAGACAAUCAUCUCUGAAAUGAAGGCAGUGAGGCUGAUUCACAGUUCUCAAGGUAGAUUGGAGACCGCAUCAUACUACUUUGAUGACAGUAUUGAGCUUUACAAGAAAAUGCUGCCCCAGGAGAGGUUUGUACCAAAGACAUUUUGGACUGAGCUGAGCGGAGGAAGUCAGUAUUUAAUAAAACCAGCAAAAGACCUGGUCAGAGAACUUGGAAUGAGGCAUGUUGUGUCAGAAGAUGACAUAAUAAAUUUUGCACAUCAGCUGGAGUCAGAAGCAAAAGGAAACAGCAGACUUGAAGAUCUGUCGCAGAAAUCAUCAUUAAUUCUCCGAGAAGCCUUGACCAAAGUGAGUCGCCAAAAUGAUAAAAACAAAGAGGAGAAGUUGUUACAGAGAAUAUCUGACAUCAAGUUCAUUUUUCCAGUGAUGAUUCGAAAAGAACUGUGCAAAUAUCACAAACCAUUUGCUGCAGAAGGAACUACUGUUAGCAUAAGAGGGUCUUUGAUCGAAAGUGAUUCAAAGCAUCAAGAGCUGAUUUGGUCCUCAAUGCCAAUUAUUGAUUUGCCAGUUUCUAAGUCACAAAAGCUGCUGCAAAUGAUGAAAAAUGCAGGAGCUCAUGAAGAACCACCUCCAAGCUCUGUAGUCCUCAACAUGAGGAACAUUUGUCAGUCACCAUGUAAAACUGGUCCAGUGAUCAAAACCCGUGCAAAUGUGUUUCGAAAUGCAUAUGCCUACCUGCAAGCAAAUGCUUUUGAUGAACGUCAACUGGCUGGCCUUCCUGUUGUGCUGGUGGAGAAAGACACAGAACUUUUCAAAGCUGAUGAUGUGUGUCUUUCACUUCCCCAUGAUCUUGAGUUCAGACCAUAUUUGUACAAAAUUCCUCCGGAAUAUGCCCUGUUCGAAAAGUUCUUUAAAAGAAUUGGUGUGAAGAGCGAACCUACAGCAGCACACUACUGUAAUGUUCUGGCAGCAGUUUAUGCUGAUUCCUGUGAGAAAUCACAGCUUCAUGCAGGCCAACGGAAAACUGUGAAACGGGCCGUUGAGCAAUUGUUUCAGUGCAUGAAAACUCAAAGAAUCCAAACACUUAGUGACAGUGUUCAGACUUUAUAUCUGCCUGCAGUAGAUGGUAAAUUACACCCAUCACACACACUCUACUACAAUGACACAGUGUUUGAGAUCAAAAGGUUAGAAGAAGCACUUGAGGAUAGGUUCCUGUUGCUUGAGAAACUUGAUAAAUGUCAUUUGGGAACGGAUGUCUAUGAGCACCAUGAGCUGCUGAAACUGCUGCCUCAGUCAUUCCAGCCUAAAAUGCUGUCUCAGGUCACUGAGGAAAGAAUAGUGGAAUUACACAUGCAGCUGUGUGAGCUUGGGACUGGUUGUGAAUUUAGGGGAUGGUUUGAUAGACAUCUCUCCUCAAGAGCCUUUAGACAUGGACUGAUUUGCCUCAUCAGAGAGCAGUCUCAGGGCAAAGUAUUGCAGCAAGAAGCUACUGCCAUGUGUGAGAAGACUUUUGGCGGAAUUCAGAUUAUCUGCUGCAAAACCCUUGAAACAACACUAUGGCUGGAUAAUGAGCCACUACCCAAAACUACCAGUGAGACGGAAGUUUAUGUCAACCGACAGCAACAAGGGUGCAUCUUUUACUUAAAACACAACGAUGACAUGGCCCCUAAGGUGAUAAAUGAAGUAAAUAUGACAUUGACAAAGGAGAUUAAUGUUCUCUUAGGCAACAGGAUUGCAUCAUAUCACCUUCCAGUGCUCGGACAACUUCUUAUGUGCGAUAAUAUCGAAGACGUUCAGAAAGCUCUGGCUAAGAAUGGGAUCCGUGACACUGCUGAAAGUGAGAGCUUCCCUCGCGAUCCACCGCUCCCUGGGACAGAGAUUCCACUGGACUGGCAUGAUUCACUGGACAUGAACAUCCUCAACAACUUUGAAGUGGGAGAAUAUGUCGGCUACAGCACUGACAGCAACAACGACAAGUACAUUUAUGCAGUAAUUGUUGAAGAACUUUCUGGGCAAUUGGGAUAUUUGUCACGGAGAUACAAAAUAGAUAUUGGAGAAGAUGAGCCAGUUGAAGUCAGUUGUCUUGACAUUUACCAGUUUAAACGAGAAGAGAAACGAGAAGGGAAAAAAGUAAAAUCAGAGUGUAUGGAGCUGGAGCUACUAGCGGGAGCAGUUCCGCAUACUUCCCAACGAUCAACGAGUUCCUUACCUGGCUCUCUUGACGAAGCAAAAAGGGAAAUUGACAAAUAUUUGGCGGAGAUCUGGCCUCUUCCUGAGGAGGAGAGGAAGAAAGCCAUCAAACGACUGUACCUGAGAUGGCAUCCUGACAAAAAUCCUGACUGCAAACCUCUCGCCAAUGAGGCAUUCAAGUAUUUGCAGAAUCGCCUUGAAGAGCUCAGAACUGGCAAAAGCAAAGGCACAUCUUCAGGUUCGUCCUACUCAAGUGGAUUCUCAGAUUUCAGAAACUUCUACCGGCAGUGGAAUGAGGAGGCCAGGCAUCACAGAACAGGCCGAGAGAGAUUCUUUAGAGGCCAUCAUUCCUACAACUUUUGGAGCUACAAUGAAAAUAUCCCAAGGCCCAACAAAGAGGAGGCCGAGCGCUGGUGUAGACAGGCUCGCUGUGAUCUCGAUGCAGCUCACAAAGAGACUGGCAAGGGAAGUACAGAGUGGUGUCUGUUCAAAGUCCAUCAAGCAGUGGAAAAGUCUCUCAUAGCUGCAGAGUAUAAACGAAAUGGUCGACAGCCCAACAGCGGAUCAAUAGAAGCCUUUGCCAAUCAAAUCUCCCAUUACAGUCCACUGCUGAGAGACCUGCCUCAGAUAGUGAAAAAACUGAAGACUCUGGGAGUAGAUCCCAAGAAGACCCAAUAUCCCAACCACCAUCCAUAUCCUCACAUUCCACACGGACAGUUCAGAUCAGAGAAUGAGAUGUUGGCGCUGAACGAGGCAACUGAGCUGCUCCGUAAAGUAGAGGAAUAUGUGAAUUAGGGAUUAAAGACAGACAGACAUGUCGUAAGUUGUGGUAAUAUUUCCAAAAUUACUGUUAAGAAAACAACUUUAACUGAACCAAAGUGAGCACAAUGUUAAUUCUAAAAAUGAAACUGUAUGAUUUUUGUUAUGAGAAUGUGCUUCUUUUUUUUGUUUAUUCUUGUAUGCAUUCAUGACUUUUCAUAGAGGACCAGUUUUAUCACUGAUUGAUUUAUUUCAAUUGUUGCAAUUUACAACUUCUUACCAAUGAUAAUCUACUAAUAUCAAUGUAAUCAGUGUAUAGAUUUGUUAUAAAAAUGCAAAUAACAAAUAUUAUUUUUCUGCUAUGAUGUAAACGUUUAUGACUACUUACUGAGGACCAGUAUGAACACUGUACUAAUUUGUUAUAGUUUAUGGUUCACAAAAACUACUGAAUCACCAUAUAUUUACUGUAUGACUGUGAUGAAGAUGAAAAUAUCAAAGAUUCUUUUGCUGGUGUAAACAGGUAGGACUACCUGAGGACCAAGAAAAUAUUGUUUGAAGUUUUUAUCGUGGCUGUUUGUUUUGCAGUGUUAUAGGCAUUUAUAACUGUUUACAGAGAGCCAGCAUAGUCUGUGGAUAAGUUUGUUAUGAAGGUGGAGUUGCAAAAAAAAAAUUUUGUGGAAUUUUGUCACCUUUAAUUCAUUGAUUUUGUCAUUACCUUUUACUUUUGAAAAUUAAAAAAAGAAAGAAAAUAAAGGUUGAAACGGCAA